AUGUCAAUUAACAAAGGACCAAGAUUCAGAGCUAAAGUUUUGAUUUCAGAAUUGCCAGACAAUAUCUUGGGAAUAGAUGUGUUACUAGGGCAGAGUAUUGAGACACAGUGGGGGGUGUUCACGUUUGGAUUCCCUCAUAAGCCAUACUAUCUCAGACCAGUAAAAGACAUUGUGAGAGGGAAUGCAAAUUGGACACCUGUCAUUGUUCCUCCUCCAUGCAACCCGGUAAGACUGAAGCAAUACCGUUUGCCCGGAGGAUGUCAAGAAAUUAGUGAGACUAUCGACAAGCUUUUACAGUCAGGUGUAAUUCGUCCAGCUGUCAGUCCGUUCAAUGCUCCAGUAUUCCCUGUAAAGAAGAUGGAUGGUUCAUGGCGAAUGACGGUGGAUUACCGUGGACUCAACAAGGUAGCACCACCAUUGAGUGCUGCUGUCCCUGAUAUUAUAACCAUUGUGGGAAACAUUGCCAAACAGGCCGGGGAGUGGCAUGCGGUAAUAGAUUUAGCUAAUGCGUUCUUUUCAAUUCCUAUUGCACCUGAGUCGCAAGAUCAAUUUGCUUUCACUUGGGAAGGACGCCAAUAUACCUUCCAAGUAGUGCCCCAGGGAUAUAUACACUCACCUACGAUUUGCCAUGGACUAGUUGCACGGGAUUUAAGCCACCUCACUCUACAUCUUCCAGUAUUUCACUACAUUGAUGACAUCAUGAUCUCUGGAUCUAAAGAGGAAGUGAAAGAAGCAUUACCUGUUCUAGUGAAUUACAUGACUGGACGGGGAUGGGCAAUAAAUAAAGACAAAAUUCAAGGUCCAACCCAAGAAGUUAAAUUCCUAGGAAUGAUGUGGUCUGGGCCUGUUCGGAAGAUACCUCAGCCUGUGCUGGAUACAAUCCAGAAUUCUCCAGAACCUAAGACGUUAACAGAAGCCCAAAAGUUUUUAGGUGCAGUUGGUUACUGGAGAGCAUUUAUACCGCAUCUAGGAUUGCUGCUACGCCCCAUAUACAAUGUUACCAGAAAGAAAUCAGCAUUUGUAUGGGGAAUUGAUCAAGCUACACUAUUCCAAGCAGCAAAGGAAGCAGUAUUACAGCAUCAGGGCUUGGGCCCGAUUCAAAUUGGAGCUCCGUUCAUAUUGGAUGUGAUGGUGAACGACAACGUUGCAUCAUGGGGACUAUGGCAACCGAGCGAAGACAAAGGCAAGCGGGUGGUACCAAUUGGGUUUUGGUCCAAGCAAUUGACUGGGGCUCAGCAAAGGUACACACCUUUGGAGAAGAAUCUUCUGGCAGCAUACCUCGCACUGCAGCAUGUGGAGACAAUGACUGAGAAAAGCAUAGUAUCAGUGAAAACAGAUUUACCAAUAGCAGGAUGGGAAAGAGGAGGGAUCCAAGCAGGUGAAGUGAAGGAACUGACCAAACUCCUUACUGGGUUAGUGACAUAUGAUACACUUUCACAUCCCAAUGUACAAGAAGUCCCAAUUUUACAGCCCUCAUCCAUCAAGACAGCUCCUUCAUUUGGAGAACUGGGUGAAGAACAAAAGAAAAACGCAUGGUUCACAGAUGGGUCUGCAAUCAUGACCCACAAAGGACGACAUUGGACUGCAGUAGCUUACAACCCUCAGCAACAAAUUGUGAUUCAAGAGAAGGGAAUAGGAGGAUCUAGUCAAUAUGCUGAAUUGACUGCCAUAGUCAUACUGAUGGAAGAAACCACAGAUCCAGAGCUCUACAUCUAUACAGAUAGCUGGGCUGUGUACAAGGCUUGUGUUACAUGGAUGCCUACAUGGAGAAACAACAGGUGGCAAAUACAUGGCAAGACAGUAUGGGGAGGAGAAGAUUUAUGGGAAAAUAUAUGGAAAACAGCCCAAUCAAGAUUAAUACACCUCGGACAUGUUAAUGCCCAUGUGAAAGACAGUACUGGAGAAGAGAACGCGAAUAAGAUAGCCGAUGAAUUGACCCGAAUACGAGAAGCAAAAAUAACACCAGAACCUGUUGAUCCAGUAUUACUUAGGAUGGCAGACUGGGCCCAUGAGACCGCGGGUCAUAGAGGAAAAGCAGCUACGCUAGAGUGGGUGCGAGCCCGAGGACUACCAAUAACUCUCCAGAUGAUUGUCCAAGCUCAAGAAGUAUGCGAGACCUGCAACGAGGUGAAGAAAUGGCCCCUCACGAAGCAAGCCCGUGGACAUUUAAAUAAAGGAACAAUAGCAGGACAGAUCUGGCAGAUGGACUACAUUGGUCCCAUGCCUAAAGGAAGAGGGGGGCUGAUGUAUUGUUGUACUGCUGUAGACACCUUUUCCGGAAUUCUGAAAGUAUUACCCUGCAAACAUGCAAACCAGGCCUCAACACUUCAGAUGCUACAGACUCUUGUGAUUGCUUAUGGACUGCCAUCUGAGAUUCAGACAGACAAUGGAACCCACUUCACUGGACAGCUCGUACAGCAGUGGGCAAAUGACUCAGGGAUUAAGUGGAUCUUCCACAUCCCCUAUCAUCCUCAAGCUUCGGGGUUGAUUGAAAGGUGCAAUGGGCUUUUAAAAGAACAGAUUCGGAAGCUAUCCCCAAGUAGGACAUUGAGGGGGUGGGACCGGGUGAUCACGCAGGCAGUUAUGAUACUAAAUAGUAGACCAAUAGGACAGUUUUCACCAUAUGAAAGAUUGACUGGACAGGUGGGGAAGAACAAAUUUAAAGUGGUCAGCCAGAACCUAGUUGAGAUUGUACAGGGUGAUGAAUGGAUGACAUACAUCCUUCCCAUGGGUGGGAUAUUACCAGAAGGGACUGAAGUGGCCUUCGCCCUAACAGAGGAGCUAAGAGAUGAUAAAUGGUUGACCACAGGGAUGAUUGGUGCCUAUAUAGACAAGUCGGAUCCCUGGUCCUCCAACUCAUACCUGUAUCUAUUAGCAAGUUAUUCGAGAGUGUCAAACAGCACGGAUUGCUGGAUUUGUGGGGCCAUAUCAUUCAGCGAGGAGAGCAGUUACCCAUAUGUUGGUGUUCCAUGGACAUUGGAGGAGUUAAAACAAUAUAAUAAUACAGGAUUCGGCUGGUACCGAGAAGAAGGAAAGCCACAAUCAUUGGACAGAUUGCAUAUUAUAAACCGCCCCCAGGAAGGUGCUAUUUGUAUCAGUUCACAUAACAACGGAGGCAAUGCCACUAAAAUGGGAUAUUCUAACUGUACAUCUGCCUGGGUAAAGGGCUAUGGUAAUGAACAACAUUGGGCAAUGACUGUCAAAGACUCCAGCCCAGUGAUCUUGCAAAAAGUAGACUGGAAAGAAGACUACUUCCUCGUGACUAGCGAUGUUAGUAGCCUUUAUACAGUCAUAGAACAUCGAAAAGGGUGUAAGGCAGUGGAGCAAUUUUUGAGAACAUCAAACGCAUUUAAGGGUGAACAAAUUGAGUUCAUCAUUGAAGGCAUUAAGAUUAUUCUGCAAAACAACAACUUCUGGUUCGAAGGGGAAUUCUAUAUCCAGAGAAGAGAAAGGGUUACAUGA
Molecule: messenger RNA, 3462 nt
Organism: Pelobates fuscus (common spadefoot toad)
Lineage: Eukaryota; Metazoa; Chordata; Amphibia; Anura; Pelobatidae
Exons: 6
Coding region: 1-3462 (1153 amino acids)
Biological process (GO): DNA integration
Molecular function (GO): nucleic acid binding; RNA-DNA hybrid ribonuclease activity
Source: RefSeq, a predicted model, not a curated record